Molecule: messenger RNA, 417 nt
Organism: Solanum lycopersicum (tomato)
Lineage: Eukaryota; Viridiplantae; Streptophyta; Magnoliopsida; Solanales; Solanaceae
Source: RefSeq, a predicted model, not a curated record
AUGAAUCCUCCUAUAUUUACAGGGGCUAAGACAUCAGAGGAUCCACAAGAGGUUUUAGAAGAGGUGCAUAAGAUCGUUGUGGAUAUUGGGGCCACUGAUAUUAAGAAGGCUGAGUUGGCUUCCUAUCAGCUUAAGUUGAUGGUGCAUGUCCACCAGGUAGAUGAGAGGUGCAGAAAGAGAGGUUUUUGUGAUUUUAAGAGGCCUAGGCCUCAAGAUAGGAUUGCUAUAGCAGAACUCAAAGUGUUGAAGCUAAAGUUGAAAGAUCUCACUGAUAAGGGUUUCAUUCGGCCAAACAUAUCCCCUUGGAGAACUCCAGUGUUGCUUGUAAAGAUUAAAGAUGUGACCCUUAAAAUGUGUAUCGAUUAUCGGAAGCUCAACAAAGUCAGUAUCGAUAACAAUAUCCACUUCACAGGAUAG